Messenger RNA from Prorocentrum cordatum, 1046 nucleotides. NCBI's taxonomy places the organism in Eukaryota, Dinophyceae, Prorocentrales, Prorocentraceae. The record is from the annotation of a GenBank genome assembly.
GCUCGAAAAGCUUCGAAAUGGGCGUCCAAGGCCCUUGCAACCUUAUCGCGCAUCCGGACUAUACUGGUUGACUGUACUCCUCGGGCCUCCUGGGCUGCGUUCUGACCAGGACUCCGAGGCGAGUCCAGGCGUGGCGACCAGGGGCAGCGGCAUCGGCACCUCCUCUCGCUGCAGGCUUGAGGACCGAGAGACGCUGCGUCAUGCGGACAUGGGGCACCGGCGCAUCCCCCGGGGGAGCUCAUUCACCUGCCUCGCCUCCCUGGGCGAGCUGCCGCCGUCGGUCGGCGGCCUGGAGUUCUGGCCCUGGGAGAGCGCCCUGUACCGCGAGGCCUCCGCGCCGCAGGACGCGCAGGUCCCGCCCUGCGUGCACAGGUACCGCCCCAGCAGCUUCGUCGCCUUCGACGGCAGGCUGAAGCACCGCACGCAGCCCUUCGAGUACGCGCGGGCGCCCGCCGGCGCCGGCCCGGGCGCGGAGGCGUGCUGCGACGCCUUCGAGGCGGGCGGCCACCUACGCGUGCUCGUGUCCCUGGCGUUCGGGUCCUCCGACGCGGGCCUGGCGCGCUACAACCACAAGAUGCUGCGGAAGCAGACCUGCCACGAGGAGGCCCUGAUCCGGCAGAGCCCGCAGCGCGAGGUGGACAUCGACUCGGAGCUGGACACCUCUGCGAGCGACCCCGAGCCGCAGUAGUAUAGGCCUGAAAGGGCUGCUGAUGGAGUGGUGGCACUGACGAUGGGGCGUUGCCCGCAGGGUCAGCCCUGGCCGCGUGUCCCGAGGCCGCAUUCUUCGAAGCAGGACCCGCGUGCUCAGAGGAGGAAAAGUACCCAUACCUCUACCCUCCCCUCGUUUUCCCCUUUUGGGGCGUCCUGGGCGGCUCUCGUCGCCACCGCUGGAUUCGCCUCGAAAUCCUGGUCAGAACGCACCCCGGGAAAGGCCCAGGGAGUGGCGGUAUCGGUACCUUUUGGUUUCCCCACGUGCGGUGACGCUGCAUUGCCCCUCAUGCUCGGUCACGUCGGGAGCUUCGCUGACAGGGCUGUCGGCGGCUUCG